Molecule: messenger RNA, 1750 nt
Organism: Pungitius pungitius (ninespine stickleback)
Lineage: Eukaryota; Metazoa; Chordata; Actinopteri; Perciformes; Gasterosteidae
Product: protein N-terminal asparagine amidohydrolase-like
Exons: 10
Coding region: 73-996 (307 amino acids)
Biological process (GO): ubiquitin-dependent protein catabolic process
Cellular component (GO): nucleus
Molecular function (GO): protein-N-terminal asparagine amidohydrolase activity
Source: RefSeq, a predicted model, not a curated record
AACCCAAAAAGGAAAUUCACAGGGCACACGGCAGUACACAAAUGACCAAGGUCAUAACAGGAGCGUAGGAAAAUGCCGUUACUAAUUCAAAAUAAACGACUUGACGGCAUAACCUCGACGGCGGAACUGUUCGAAAAAUAUCCACUAUUAGAGGAAAAUGCAAGGGAAUUUAGAUCCAUGACACCUGUUGAUGUCGACCCAAAGGACCUCUUGUACGUCCAACAAAGAGAGUUUGCUGCAACAACACCAGCAGACGGCAGCGUUUCAGUGAUUGGAUCUGAGGAUGCCACCACCUGCCAUUUGGUUGUGCUGCGACACACCGGAAGUGGAGCUGUUUGCCUCGCUCAUUGCGAUGGUUACAGCACCCAGUCUGAUGUCCCGCUCAUUGUGAAAGCUGUGAUGUCACUGAGUGACAUCAGUAAGGAGGGAAGACUUGAGCUUCAUCUUUCUGGUGGAUUCAAGGAUGAUAAAAAAAUAUCCGCUAAACUCAGCCAUGACAUACUAACAGCGUUCCAGGAAAUGAAAGAGGAUAUUCAUUUGGAAACAUGUUGCAUCACAGAAAUGAAUGACGUUGUUGUUGAUGGAACUCAUCGGCCUAUAGUAUAUGGAAUAAGUGUAAAUGUCAGAACAGGGAAAGUGUUCCGUCCGACAUUCACUUAUAAAGGACCUGCAAAGGAGCUGCGAUCAGCAAGGAGAUUCAAUAAGGGCCAGAUGGCCAACACGUAUGACUCAAGUCGAGAGCUUGUUCAAAUCGGCCCUUGCAAGUGGUCUAAAAAGGUGAUAGCUGACAGUCGCUACUGGUUGAAACAAGAUGAUGAGACAAUUCUAGAGAAACUGUCUACCUCCCCGAAGGCCGAGCCACCGAACUUCGUCGCUGACCUGAGAGCCACCUUCCAGUUCAUCUUAGAUCACCACGACUCUGACAAGCUGUUCCCCGGGGGUCAGCCACAGUUCUACCACAGGACCGCGAAUGGGGACUGGAAGAGGGCUGUCUAGUUGUCGACUCAUAUCUCUCACUGGAGCCUUGCCAUGGAACUGGGAGGUUUUUGCCUCAGAGCUCCAUGGAUACACUGUGACCCAUCUACCCAGUGUCUGUGUUUUGUUCAGUACAGUCAUGGAACUUGAACAAUUCAAACUUAACUUGUUUGUCUUUUAUGUUCUUUUGUCGGUAUAAUGUGGUCAAUUACUGUGUUCCCAGGAAAUCCAACCUGGCCUAUCCUAAGCAAAUUUUAAAUGGGGUUUUUUCUGGGAGGUAUUACAAUCUAAAAGUAAACUUAAAGAUAUGCUACGGAACUGUAUGCACAAUGUAUAUUUACAGGGUGAAAAAUUUUAAACAUUUUAAAUACGAAUUUAAUUUAAUUUGCCAUAAACACUUUCCUAAUGAAUUCCUGAUUGAUUAUGAUCCUGAUUAUGAUCCUUUACUUACCGCUGUAUAACCACAUGUGUAACUGUGUAUAUUACUCUGAAGGGGACUAUGUGGAUUCUUAUCAAACACAACUAAAUAUGAUUGUAUAAUGUGUUUUUUUUUAUUGUUUUAAUAAAAACAUACUGCCCAAGACAUUUUCCUCAGUUGUGUUGUUUAGGAAAUUACAAGGUGCUUAAAUCAUUCAGUGAAACUAUUGAACUUGCCGUGACUAUCGUGAAUGCACAUCACUCAAGAUGAAACACUUGAAAACAGCCGCCAUUGUGACAGUUUCGUUCCCUGGCGGUUUUCAACCGAAUAAAGGUCCCUUUACGCAAUGUCUGCCUU